Suillus subalutaceus is the source of this 1734-nucleotide messenger RNA. RefSeq lists its product as uncharacterized. The record is from RefSeq and is a predicted model, not a curated record. Bases 1 to 1734 code for a protein of 577 amino acids. The transcript has 6 exons. NCBI's taxonomy places the organism in Eukaryota, Fungi, Basidiomycota, Agaricomycetes, Boletales, Suillaceae.
AUGCACUCUAUCACUCUCAACCAGCUCGCCAACAUACACGCUCAUCCAGAUGACCUUGAGGGUUAUCUUGAUGCAUGUGCCGCACACUGUCUAAAUGGUGUCGAUAAACCCUUCUGGCAAGAUUGGUCGUCUGCUUGUACCUCGGUCUUUCUGAUUCUGGAGGCUCUGCACCACUGGCACAAGGAAUUCUUUGACCAUGACUGCCAAUGGUGCAUUGUGGCUGUUGGAGUGCAGGAACUCGAUUUUCAGUUCUCAAUUUUGCAGCUGAUCACAGGCUAUCAUCACUACUCUGGUGGAAUAUUGAAACUCAAGCAAGUCACGGGCAGAGUCCACCGCAAUAUACAGUGUUACAAUUGUUGGUCUCAUCGUCGGUGCAGCCCCUCAUCGAUUUGUGCCCUUAUGGAUGUCCACUACAUGGCACAAUCCCCUUCUCCAGAUGAGAACUUAUUAGCAUCUAUCGACAAAUCCCUUUCGACCUUUCAUGCAAAUAAGGAUGCUAUCAUGACGUUAGGCGCACAGAUGGGUAUGAAAAAGCCAAUCAACAAUUGGUUUAUACCUAAGUUAGAGCUGAUGCAGAGCAUUACUGCCAGCACACGUAAGGUUGGGGCCCUCUUCCAGUGGUCUGCAGACGCCACCAAAAACGCCCAUAUUUGCUGUCAUUUGGAUCGGCAAGAGAAGCUACAGCAGUUUGCAAUUGCUAUGACUUUGAAGAGUCGCGUCCUUGAUCUAGGUAUCAAGGAAUCAUCCAAGGAUGAGGGAGACAAUGAAGAGGUUGAUGAGCACGAAGAACUGUCUACCGAUUCACGAAUUGCGCUUUUAGAGCAGUUCAACUGCACCCGUAUCACCACUAAAUACUUCAGCAAAGCUAAGACAAGCGCUUACUGGUUCGCUUGCAGGAAGUUUCCAUUCACGAUCCCAGCACUGUCCUUACCAGCACAGACCUUGCAUGCCUCCCCUCUGGGUCCUGGGUGGCCGAAAGGCCGGAGAGACGCUGUCCUUAUUAAUGUUGACAAAGAGUAUGAAUGGCCUCAGUCAGGAUUAAAUGGUCAUGCCGUCUGUGAGUUACGGGAUAUCAAAACAAUCCAAUACGACAAAACUGGACCACCUGCAUACUCCAAUGGUGAAUGGAAAUUUCACUGCAAGAGGAAACAAGCCAAGCGUACUUGUGGUGCAACACCUGUUAUUGAAUCAGAGGACGACAGUGCAGAGGAUGAUGAAACAGAGGAUGGUCGUACAGAUGUUGAUGAAACAGGGGUCAAGGAUACUGGUGCAUUGAUGGGGGCUUCUCUUGAAUCCAUGAUCCCUGGCCAAUCUGAACAAGAAACAUGGGGCUCCCAAGAGUAUCAGCCUGGGUCGAAGAAAAGAUGCAGGCAGCAGCAUGUUACAACUGAAAAAGAAUUUCAACGCCUCUUCUAUACCAUCCAGUAUCAUCUACACCACAAAUUGAAAACUCACCUCCCGUUCAACAUCCCGGUGAAGAUGAGGAAUCAUGAGGGAUCUCGGUACUGGUCUGCAGAGUUCACCACCUCUCCAAUACCCGACACAUACAAUUGCCAGAAGCCCAAAAUAGCCCUGUUCGACUUCGCGCUGAAGGACAUGAAGAAAACAUGGGCAGACGUCCUAUCCUUUGUGGAGCACACCUCCAGCAAUCUUGCCAAAAAGCGAGACAUACCAGUGUUCUGGGGCUCUAUGAUUAAAGCCUACCUUAUUAUGAGAGAACAACCAUGGCGUUGA